Gavia stellata (red-throated loon) is the source of this 1344-nucleotide messenger RNA. It is a transcript of the gene MANSC1, whose product is annotated as MANSC domain containing 1. NCBI's taxonomy places the organism in Eukaryota, Metazoa, Chordata, Aves, Gaviiformes, Gaviidae. The record is from RefSeq and is a predicted model, not a curated record. The transcript has 3 exons. Bases 1 to 1344 code for a protein of 447 amino acids.
AUGUCUCCCGCCGGCAGCCGCUGGCCCGUUUGCCUGCUGCUGAUCGCCUGCCUGGUGCCCGGCCCUUCCCUGAGCCAAGAGUGCUCCGCCGAGAAAAUGGCAAAUGCCAUCGUGGAUAUAAACUUAUCUCUGCCCAAAGGCAUCAGGGGCGCCGAGCCAGCGUACGCCCCAACCCCAGAGGCUUGUGUCCGCGCUUGCUGCUCGGGGGAAGAGCUGUCAGGAGGCAAGAAGUGUAAUUUGAUGAUUUUUGAUGCUCAGAGGACAAGCGCACAUCCCAACUGCUACCUGUUUUACUGCCCUAGCACAGAGGCUUGUCCAAUGAAACCUGCGACAGGAUUUGUGAGCUACAAGAUAACUAGAGACACCCAUGACCUGGAGGAGACAUCCUUCAAAAGUGAGGAGUUUUCUUCAAAUGGAAAUUCUUUGUCUUCAGAUGCUGGAGCCUUUAUUUCUCGCAGUCAGACUAGCCGACAGAAUCGUACCGUUGCUUUGCAACAAUCUGUCUUUCAUCAGGCAUCUGAACCUCAGAAUCACGUGGCCAAGCAUUUAGACAACACCGAAUUUCAUGCAGUUUUUCCUGAAUUUCAAAGGGCAAAACAUCUUGAGAGCUUAGACCCCAUCCCGACGCAGAAAGUAAUUAACCGGCUGUUAAACACGUCUUCUGCUCCUCGAAUUGGAAAGCCCUCUACUUUGUUCCCCACCACUCAGUCUAGUGUUCCUGAACGCAGCAGUACUACUCUUACUCCCCUGCCUACAAGUACCACCCAACUGGAAUCUCGUACAACCUCUCUGCAUCCUAGUGGUGCUAAACCUACUGCUGUCACCACCACCACCGCUACCUUUCCGCCUACUGCGACCGCUAGAGCUAAACCUGGUACCCCUGCCGCCAGCAUCGCUGUCACUCAUGUUCCUCUUUCCAGUCCCACAACUUCUGCUUCUACUUCUACAACCAAGCAGGUGACCACGAAUUCCAGAUCUGCUACUGCUCCAUCAGGGCUAAGAACUCCAGCCAUCCCUCCCGAGCCAACAGUUGUCUCUUCCAACGAUACCAGCCAUGUUACCCUCCUCCCUUUUUCAGGCUUCACUCUGUCUACGGCUUCCCGAAACAACCCUCAGGGUUAUGACCCAUCUGAUUCAGAAAGCUACCUGCCAGAGAGCGUUCUGAGAGGGAAAGGUAUCAUUCAGCUGGGAGAAAAAAGCAGCCUUGUAGCAGCUUUGCUUUUUGGGGUGAUAUUCUUUUUACUAGUUAUUACACUGACGGGGAAGAGAAUACACGAAUCUCUUCAGAAGAGACAUUAUACCAGGUUGGAUUACUUGAUCAAUGGAAUGUACGCUGAUGUGUGA